This is a messenger RNA of Knipowitschia caucasica, 2550 nucleotides long. NCBI's taxonomy places the organism in Eukaryota, Metazoa, Chordata, Actinopteri, Gobiiformes, Gobiidae. The record is from the annotation of a GenBank genome assembly.
AUGUGGAUCCAGGUCCGCACCAUAGAUGGGAAGGAGACGAAAACUGUGGAGGAUCUCUCUCGAUUGACCAAAAUUGAGUUGUUACGGCUGAAAAUUCAGGAUAUCUUCAAUGUGUCCCCCACACAACAACGCCUAUUCUACAGAGGGAAGCAGAUGGAAGACGGUCAGACACUGUUCGACUACAACGUGGGGUUAAACGACAUCGUCCAGCUUCUGAUCCGAGCCCAGUGUGACGUCGCAGACAGCCAUGAGGUCAAGACCCCUGCUCCAAAAACCAUCACGGACAAUAACAGUGAAGCCAAACCAAACACCAGCGAUCAAGGAAGCACCAGAAAUGGAUUUACUACGACUCCAGAACAAGACUCGCAACCACCCACCUCCAGUCGCUGCAUGCUCAUCAAUGCAGGACUUGGAUGUUAUAAGAUUAAUGAACUGGUGGACUGCAGAGACGUCAGCAUUGGCUCCUGGUUUGAGGCGUGUAUUGAGAACGUGACCCUUGCCCCUGCCAAAGUGAAGGUGGGCCGCCCUUCUAAAAAGACCAUAAAGCAGGAGGCAGACCAGGCCCUGACCAUCGACUCCAAGAGGAACAACAAUGGUUCGAACCCAGACGGAGCCUCCACCUCACAGACAAACUCGAUGGAGAACCGACAGGACAUCAUCUACCACAUCAGAUACGACGAUUAUCCAGAGAACGGCGUGGUUCAGAUGGUUCCAUGUAAUGUCCGGCCUCGCGCUCGGACUCUGCUACGCUGGGACGAGCUGACGACGGGGAUGACGGUGAUGGUUAACUACAACAUGGAGACACCAGAGGAAAGAGGCUUCUGGUUUGACGCCGAGAUUCAGACCAUCAACCAAACGUCUCGGACAAACAAGGAACUGAGAGCCAAGAUCCUCAUCGGGGGCCCAGUGGAGGCUGUGGAGGACUGUAAGAUCCACUUCCUGGAUGAGAUCUACAGAGUGGAGCGUCCUGGUGCCACUGCUCUCUCUGCAGCAGACGGACAGUUCAAACGCAAGAGUGGCCCAGAGUGUAAGCACUGUAAGGCCGACCCGGAGGCAGAGUGUCGCUUCUGCUCCUGCUGCGUCUGCGGCGGGAAGCAGGACGCUCACAUGCAGCUGCUCUGCGACGAGUGCAACAUGGCCUUCCACGUCUACUGCUUAAACCCUCCUCUGUCCACCAUCCCCGAUGACGAGGACUGGUACUGUCCCACUUGUAAGAAUGACACAAACGAGGUCGUAAAAGCAGGAGAAAAGCUGAAGGCCAGUAAGAAGAAGGCCAAGAUGCCUUCUGCCACGACUGAGAGUCAAAGGGACUGGGGGAAGGGCAUGGCUUGUGUGGGAAGAACCAAGGAGUGCACCAUCGUUCCACGGACUCACUACGGACCCAUCCCUGGGAUUCCUGUGGGGACCACGUGGAAGUUCAGAGUCCAGGCCAGUGAAGCCGGAGUCCACAGACCUCAUGUGGCAGGGAUCCACGGCCGUAGCCACGAUGGAGCGUACUCACUGGUCCUGGCCGGUGGCUUUGAAGACGAAGUGGACCGAGGAGAUGAGUUCACGUACACCGGCAGCGGGGGACGCGACCUGUCGGGAAACAAGCGCAUCGGAGAACACAGCUUCGACCAGACUCUGACGCACAACAACAGGGCUUUGGCGGUGAGCUGCGACGCACCCUUCAACGACACCGUCGGCGCCGAGUCCCGGGACUGGAGAGCGGGCAAACCAGUGCGGGUCAUACGCAGCUCCAAGGGCAGACGCAUCAGCAAGUACGCUCCUGAAGAAGGGAACCGAUACGACGGCAUUUAUAAGGUGGUAAAAUACUGGCCUGAACUCGGAAAGUGUGGUUAUCUCGUGUGGCGUUACCUGCUGAGACGCGAUGACCAUGAGCCAGCUCCGUGGACCCCAGAGGGACUGGAGAGGACCAAGAAGCUGGGUCUCACUGUGCAGUACCCUCCUGGAUAUCUUGAAGCCAUGGGUAAAAAAAACAAAAAGGACCCGAUUGCCAAACCCGGCUACAGAGGCCGGCACUACACCGGGAAAGGCCGCGGCAGGAAACCACGCGUGUUCAAGAAGGAGGAAGACGAGGAGAAGCUGAUCGCCUGUUUGGACGACGACGAGAUACAGAGCGACGGAGACCAAGUGGAGGCAGAAGACGGCGGUGAUCUGUCGUUGUCUGAGGAGCCUCCGUCGAAGCAGCUGAAGAUGGAGGAGACUUUUGAGCUGACGGAGGAACAGAAGCGGUUAAUCCAAAAUGAUAGCGCCAACUCCAGGCUUUGGGACGAAGCCAUGGAGCACCUGAAGGAGGGGCCGAAGUUCCUGUGUAAACUGGAGCAGUCGUUCAUGUGUCUGUGUUGUCAGGAGCUGGCGUUUCAGCCCAUCACCACCGUCUGCUCACACAACGUCUGUAAGGCCUGUCUGCUGCGGUCGUUUCGAGCACAGGUGUACACGUGUCCUGCUUGUCGUCAUGAUUUGGGGAAAGACUUUCACAUGACCCAGAAUCGGACGCUUCAGACUCUGCUCGAUCAGUUCUUUCCCGGCUACAGCAAAGGCCGAUAA